Oncorhynchus tshawytscha (Chinook salmon) is the source of this 1902-nucleotide messenger RNA. RefSeq lists its product as uncharacterized. The record is from RefSeq and is a predicted model, not a curated record. The transcript is spliced from 7 exons. Bases 384 to 1646 code for a protein of 420 amino acids. Gene Ontology annotation, cellular component: external side of plasma membrane. Lineage: Eukaryota; Metazoa; Chordata; Actinopteri; Salmoniformes; Salmonidae. Gene Ontology annotation, biological process: cellular response to lipopolysaccharide; cell surface receptor signaling pathway; T cell costimulation.
UGCCGCUCCCUCCUUCUCGCUCUCCCUUCCUCUUACAGUCCCUCUCUUCUCACUGUGAGAGGAGCUAGUUUCUCUGACAGGGAAACUGCUUUUCUUCUCUGACACAAGUGGUUCCAGGUGGGCCCUUUCGUAUGUCUGUGGCAGUGAGUUUCAGACUCAUUGGCUCUCAUUUGUGUUUACAAGGAUAUUUUCCAUCUGGAUCCUUUAACCUUUAAAGUGACAGCAAGUGCUUUUGAUCUACACCAUCCCAGAGGCUGAAAUGUGAGAUCUAAGAGAGACCAAGACACUAAUUGUGAUUCAGGGCUCCUAAUUGCUUUAAGAUUGCUACUGAUUGGAAUCAGGACGGGAGUCAACAGCAACCAUACUUGUGACUUUGUGAAUGAAUGAAAAUGGUAAAGGCACUUGCUCAAGCUUUUUUGAGGUUGCUGUGGAUUCUCACCUUGGCAAAGUGUAAGAUCCCAGAUGCCCAUUUGACAUGCCUGUUCUCAGAAGACUGUGUGCUACCCUGCAGCUUCAAACCCAGCGGAAAUGAGAUCAUCAGCUGGUACCGCCAGGACUUACUCCUCCUCAGCCACUCCCAUCAGGGUGGAGACCAGUCGGACCAGCCUCCCAAGGGCCACCGUACCAGGAUGUACCUGCUUCAGGACCAGCUCUCCCGGGGCAACGCCUCGCUCCACCUCAGCCAGUGUGGCAUCAAGGACCGAGGUCGCUACAGGUGUCUGGUCAACAGCACUCUGGGACAACAGGAGUCCUUUAUCAUCAUGAAAGUGGAGGCUCCCAUCAAGAUGGUUACUAUGGAGAUAAGUAAGAACACAGAGAUUCAGUGCCUGUCUAAGGAUAUCUUCCCUGCUCCCCGUGUGCAAUGGUCCACUCUGCCACCUAAAGCCAACCUGAGAUCCACCACACAUAUGGCACCCAACACUGAGGGCCUCUACUCUGUUCAGAGCAAACUGAGAAUGUUUGGAAAUACCCCCACUUACGUCUGCACCGUUAAUUCCACAUAUGGAUCACAGUCAUGGAAGAGCUCACUACAAAAAGGAGAGUUGAUUGGAGAGGCAGGGCGAGAGCUGUCCAUCCCUUGCAUGGCUCCACAGAACUUCCAGAACUUUUUCCUCACCUGGACCUUCACUAGAACCAAUGAUAACUCCAAGGUCAUCCUCAGCUAUGUCAGCCAAACCAGACGGACCUCCAACCUUUGGGAGGGCCGGGUUGAACUGGAGCAGGACCGAGUUUUGAUGGGAGAUGGAUCCCUCCUUCUUCACAACCCAGAGAGUCAGGAACACACAGGAACCUACACCUGUACAUUCUCAGGCUUCCAGAGCAGACACAUGGUUCAAACCCAGGUCGCCAUCAGGUCAACAUCACGGCGAUCGUUGACAGACAAUAUGCCAAAUGCUGAAGACCAGGUUGGGCGUACAGGGGAAAGUCACUCCAAGAUGUGGGUUAUUGCUGUAAUAGUUGCAGUGGUUGCACUAGUAACAACAGCUAUACUACUGUAUAGAAAACAAAGAGCCAACCAAGGGAAGGCUGAUAGGACCACUCUGGAGGACACAGAGAUGCAGCCAAUGAAAACUAUUAAAUCAUCUGAUGAUUUGCCAAUGGAUAACUGCCAGCUGACAGCAGGACAAAACAACGGCCAUACAUAGCUCUGACUGACAAGACGUACUAGAUGACAGUCAUACUGUUCCUAAUCACAGACCUGACAUCAUCAAUCAUCCAUGCAUUUGUAGCUUGACUGAUAGUUAGAAAAUGUGCCCAUGGACAACAACCCACAUGUUUUGCUCAAGGGGGGAAACUAUAUCAUUGGAGAGUACUGUUCUACAGUGGAGCACAUCUGUGUUCUAAACAAUUGAAUAACUGUACCGUCUUCAUAAUUUACAUUAAAGUUUUGAAUGAAGUAUU